CUUCACCUUCGAUCGACUGAUUCAAAAUGUAUAACGGAGAUGCCAAACCUCAUCCUCAUGGGCAAUGGACCACAGGUCUAUGUGAUUGCUGUGAAGAUCCUGGAAAUUGCUGCCUGACCUGCUGUUGCCCAUGCGUUGCCUUUGGUCAGAGUGCUGAAGUGAUAGACAAAGGAAACACAUCUUGUGCGUGCGCGGGUUUAGUGUUCUAUGUUCUGUCGUACGUAGGAUGCGUGUGCUUGUAUUCGUUUACGUACAGAGGCAAACUGAGAGGGCUUUUUAACUUACCAGAAGAACCCUGCAAUGAUUGCUGCAUUCACUUCUGGUGCACUUCUUGUGCUCUUUGCCAAGAAUACAGAGAGCUCAAAAACCGUGGAAUCCAUCCCUCCUUAGGUUGGACUGGGAAUGAAGAAAACAUGAACAGAGCUACUACUCAAGUGCCUCCAAAAGUUGCACCAGCCAUGACUCGCUAGCUAGCUGGAAUAUUUUCGCACGUCUCUUUGGCGUUUGAUUCCCCUCUUGUCGUUUGUAUGUUUUCUAGUUUGAGCAUCUUUAGAGGACGUGUGUGUAAUUCCUUUAGUUUAUUUCUCCUUUGUAUGUGUGAGCUGUGAAGUAAUUAUUAAUUAUCUU
Messenger RNA from Neltuma alba, 627 nucleotides. RefSeq names its product cell number regulator 2-like. The coding region runs from base 27 to 470 and encodes 147 amino acids. The record is from RefSeq and is a predicted model, not a curated record. The transcript has 4 exons. Lineage: Eukaryota; Viridiplantae; Streptophyta; Magnoliopsida; Fabales; Fabaceae.